Messenger RNA from Bipolaris maydis ATCC 48331, 267 nucleotides. The record is from RefSeq and is a predicted model, not a curated record. NCBI's taxonomy places the organism in Eukaryota, Fungi, Ascomycota, Dothideomycetes, Pleosporales, Pleosporaceae.
AUGGCUCUUCUGAUCUUCUCUACAGCCCCACUAACGCAGCAUAGACAAUUCGGAAACAUGCUUGUCCUCGCCUCAGUGUACAAGUCCAAACUCUAUCCUCUUCUCCCAAGCGAUACCUGGCUCACCAAAUCCACACUCUCCGCCCUAUUUAAGCGCACCAUUAACGUCAUUGAAGACGUUGCGCCAAACUCGCCCAUCCUGCGCAUGGACCUCGAAAUCCUCAGGAAUGUUCAGCGGCAACAGGGUCUGGAAAGUCUUUGUGUUUAA